ACAUAUGUCACUUAAAAACAAAUGAUUUGAUUUGAAUUUUGAAUUCAAACCGAAACGAAAGUUGAGUUUGGAAGGAAAGUUAAUUAAAGUUUAAUUAAAAUGAGUUUGUUAAGUGCUGUUUUGCAAGAAGCUGAUAAAGUUAGUAUAGAAGAACUGAAGAAAAGUCGAGACCAAGUCUUACCAACAAUAAAAGAUCUAACUGAACGAGUGCAAUUACUGUCGUGGGCAUUACAACAGAAUAUUAUCGAUACAUUCGUAAAUUUUACCAUAACAAAGAGUUUAGAGCAAUUGAACUAUCAUAAUCGGAAAGCCAAAAUACUUGAAGAUCAUUCAAAAUGCGCCGAAGACAUAAAAUCACUCCAGGAAAGAUACGAAGUAAGUGAUGAAGAAUUUAAAAAUCAUUGUGCAAAGUUAAACAAAUCAAUGGAUAUCUUCAAAGAUUUAUGCGUUAUUGUUGAUGGGAAACGCAUUUUAGAGAAGGCAAAUCAUGAAUUCGGCAGGUACAACUACAGUGAUGCUAUGAUGGCAGUGAAAAGUUUGAAAAUGGAAUUGAAGAAUUUAAAAUUCGAGGGUAAUAUGGCAAAGGCUUUGACGGCUAUUAAUGCACAGGCUGAAAAUCAACUGGCCUUGUACACAGCCCAGCUAAGUAUUGAAUGGGAAGAUAUUUUUACAUGGUCAGAGAAAAAAGGUCUUAAAUUUUUAACAUACUCUUUGUCUGUACAACAGAGUGACCCAUUUCUGUUGAAAAAGAUAUUGAAUACUUUAUAUGUAACAAAAAGAAUGUAUGCGGAACUGGGCUUGUUUUCACAUUUCUUUAUUAACAAUUUACUCCACAAUGUCAUUAGACAUAACUGCGAUAUAUUCACUGAAGAUCACACUGGUGCUAUUGUUUUCAACAUCAAGAUAAAUCUUGACGACCCAAACAAACCAAAUUAUCAAACUAUCUUUAAUAAUUUGACUGCAAUUUUUGAAUUCCUGCACUCAACUUUAGGCUCGCAGUUUGAAAGUGAUUAUACCUUCAUAGAAGUCUUUGCAGAGACAAUCCGUCAGAAAUUUUUCAAUAAAAUUAUUGAAGACUGCAUCAGAAUGAACCUACCGUCUUGUGACAGUAGCUACCAGAACUACAAAAACAUAGUAAUCGAGUUGGAUGCGUUCAACAAAUUCUUGGUCGAUUUGAAAUUUGUAAAAGAGAAUGAAUCACCUCUGACCAAAUACAUUGAUGACACUGAAUGUGUGCUGUACAACAAGAAAUGUGAUAAAUUACUUGCUGAUGUCCGCACACUACUGAAAGAGAGCCUUUCUAAUGGAUUGAUUGUUGUGGGCUCGGAAACCAAUAUUAAUGAGAAUGAAUCCAUACUAGAUGUUACUGAUAAUAACAUCGUAUGGAACAUAACAAAGCCACUGUUUCUCCCUAAAUGUGUGAUCUCACACAAUGUUAAAGCGAUUAUGACAUUAAUCAUAGAACAUUUGGAAGAGAGUGCGAAGUUACCGGAGAGAUACAGCAGGCAACUGGUUGGUUACAUAAAGGAUGUUGCCAUUAUGUACCAGAGCUUUGUUCCUAAGAAGUUUAAGAUUAAUUUAGAAUGCUGUCCUGCUGAUAUUGCCCUGUUCUUCAACAAUUGCUUCUACCUGGCACAUAGUCUACUUGGACCUCCUUGGUGUAACAGUCUCCCCAAGAGUAUGGCUGACCAGCUCAAUGUGGUGCUGCUGGAGUGCAUCCAAGAUCUUCGAGUGUUGGGUCUUGAGAAGAUAUCCUUAUACCUUCAAAACCAGAAAAGCAACAUCAUGCAUAGUAUUGAUGGCAAAGGUGCCGAAUGGACCCACGAGUCCUACGAGCAAUUUGAUUGCGCAAUCAACAACGCUCUAGCCUUAAUGAAAGAUCUAAAGUCUUGUUGGCUCAACGUCCUGCCUGCUCGUAUGUAUGAGAUGUCCGUCUGCACUCUUGUGCAAGCGUUGUGCCAGUCAGUACUAGACAGAGUGCUAGAAGACAGUAAACCAGUCACCGAAGAACUGGUUUACAUGUUGGCUAUGAGAGUUGAAAGUACAGCGGCUGAAAUUUGUACGUUAUUUGAGGAGCCAAUUGAAUUCGACUCAAAAAUAAAUAUUUGGUCGAAGUUCACAAAACUGCCGCAGUUGUUGAAGGCGCAAUUGUUGGAAGUAUCGGACUUAUGGAACAAAGACAGGGAGCAGUUCCAGAGCUACAGCUGUGAAGAAGUACGCCAUAUUACGGCAUUGCUGAUCAUUUCGUUAGUGAUCGUCGUCUAUCAAGGAAGUGGCGUGACGGCACAGGAUGACCUCAUUGAAGAGCCAAUUGCUAUAGAGACGAAGAACAGAGCUGUAACAAUAAUACACACCCCAAAGUACGUAGCUCAAACAAAACCCAAUAACCAGUCAUUGACGAAACCUGACUUGUCUAUUUAUAAACCUGAACAAAGGCCGCCAAGUAAACCGCCCAACAUCCCUGAUAAACUAGUGAUACAAAAUGUCAAUGCCGACGUACCCUGGCCUAGGCACGGGCAGAUACAAAAAGUACCGUCUCGUCUCUAUUCUAAACAACCUACGAAGCUGCAACAUUCAGCAAAUUCUGUAUACAAGUUUCCUAGAGUGAUUCCGUUACCACCACAUCAUAGGACUUAUUAUUUGAAGCCCAGCCGACCUCUAGUGUAUGCCGCCUCUACUGGCGGACCUAUAGUUGUAAAGAGUCCUAAGUUCAGUUUGCCUGCCCAAGUGAUCAAUGGCAUUCGUACGGACUUUGUCAAACCUCCGAAAAUUAGUAAUACAACGUCAUCAACAUCUACUUCAACUUCUACCACCGAAGCUACUACCACAACCACUGAAAAAGUUCUCCGGACAAAAAGGAUAUGGCCCAAACGUGUACAACACAAUGCAAACUCGACUUUAUUACACAACACGACAUUGACAAAAGAUAACACGACUUUUACAAAAACAAACACUACUGACCAGUCAGACCGUGACACCUCAGAGAGCAAAACCCAUCGAACUAGAUUUGCAUACAGAAACACAACGACUGUGACAACGACUAUCAAACCAACGCCAUCAACGCCACGGGUCUAUCGCCCCGUUACAAGGAAACUAAAAGUUAAAACCACAACGCCAUUACCACCGAUUAACUUCACCAAACUCGAACAAAAUGACUGGGUGCCAAUAAUGCCCUCACAUUAUCCAACUCUCAAGAAAGCACCACCACCAUCAAUCACUAAGCGAUCGGACUUAUUUAGUGCCCCACCCGUCGAAUCACAAAGUAAGCAAAUGAUGUAUUUACAAUCUUUUGGGCUUGUCCCGAUACCGAGUUCUCAAACUCCUUUCAUGGCCAGAAAGAAAAUGGUGUUUCUCAAUCGAAAUCGACAAUUGAAACCGACUUAUUCUGGUUACAGUGGGAAGCGGGGACAUUCACCGACGCACUACACGUACGACCUAGAAAGCGAUGGCAGCCACCGACACCCUCGAGUUGUCACCAAAAUCAAACAUCAUCAUCACCACCAUCACCACAAAUACAUUAAAACAGUCGAAAAACCCGUCAAAGUACCAUAUAAAGUUGAGGUUCCUAAGCCUUAUCCAGUACCAGUGGAGAAAAAAGUGGAGGUUCCAGUAGAGAAGGUAAAAGUGGUAGAAAAACCGGUGCCGUAUCCAGUAACCGUAGAGAAAAAGGUGCCUUAUCCGAUAGGAAUAAAAAUACCACACCCUGUGCCUGUAAGAGUGGUGGAAAAAGAGUACGUGCCGAAACCAUAUGCCGUAGUUCAACAGGUCCCAGUAGUGAGACAUGUUCCAGUGAAGGUGGCAGUCCCGGUUCACGUGGAGAAAAAGGUACCAUAUGCUGUAAAAGUCAAUGUGCCAGUACCCGUGGAUAGGCCCGUCCCUGUGCCAGUAAAAGUAGAGAAGCAAGUCCCGUACCCGGUACCGGUCAAAGUACUGGUCCCACAGCCGUAUCCAGUCGAAACGAAAGUGCCUUACCCGGUCGAAGUAAAGGUCAGAGAACCAGUUGAAGUAAUAAAACACGUUCCAGUUAAGGUGCCUUAUCUUCAGCCGUAUCCAGUAAAAGUGCCGCAACCGUAUCCAGUAACCGUUGAGAAAAAAGUGCCUUAUCCUGUCGAAGUGGAGAAAAAGGUUCCGGUUCCCAUAGAAGUGCGUGUUCCACAUAAAGUAGAAGUGGAGAAACGCGUUCCAGUAUAUGUGCCAAGACCUUAUCCAGUCGAAAAAAAAGUACCGUACCCGGUUAAAGUUCCGUAUCCAGUUAGAGUACCAGUCGCAGUAAAAGUGCCAGUGAAGGUACCAGUGGAAGUGCCGGUUGUGAUCCACGAGCCCUACCAAGUGUACGAUGGCGAUUCGUACAGUUCUCAGUACUCAGAGAAUUAUGUGACGGACAGCACGCCUGUAGUGUCAAGUACGCCUCAUCACACGGUGACCGUGCACGGUAACACGGGUUUCCAUGGAUUCCAGUCUCGGUCUGACACGGAGGAGACAACGACAACAACGACCCCUAGUAGUUAGUUAACGAACUUUAGUAAGUAGAAUAUUCAAAGUGUAAUGGUAUUGUUAGUUGCACGGUUGUUAAUAUUCCCACUAGAAUGUUAUGCAGGGAACCUUGUUACAAUAAAUUAUUGUGGUACGUGUGUGGAAAGCUAAAUGUAAGUGGAGUAAAUGAAUGGUGCUGUGAUAAAUG
Messenger RNA from Spodoptera frugiperda (fall armyworm), 4681 nucleotides. RefSeq lists its product as uncharacterized. The coding region runs from base 100 to 4509 and encodes 1469 amino acids. Gene Ontology annotation, biological process: mitotic spindle assembly checkpoint signaling; endoplasmic reticulum to Golgi vesicle-mediated transport. Lineage: Eukaryota; Metazoa; Arthropoda; Insecta; Lepidoptera; Noctuidae. Gene Ontology annotation, cellular component: RZZ complex. The record is from RefSeq and is a predicted model, not a curated record. The transcript is spliced from 5 exons.